CUGUAGCCCUCAAUCCGCACUGACAAGACACUCCCUCUCAAACUGGACUCGACAAUUUCUUAUUCUCCCAACUUCUCUGCCUGUAACAUUGUGGCAUAUCAGACUAUCUCGUUCUUUCAAGCUUGAUACUUUUGUUUACACUGUAACAUAUCCUCUUAUCUAAACCCGUUUCUGAUACCUACCUUUUUCGCCUUCACUGGCCCCGUGUACCUGACUUAUAAAAAGCGAAGAACGGGCCAUCCUUGUCCGGCUCCAAUCCAGUCGUUUCCUUUGGACUCCCUCUUUUUUUGGUAAAUCCAAAUUCUUUUUCCGCAUGUUGGCGCGCCCGAGUCCAAGGUAGCACCCACAGUAUCACCCGGAUACACACAUCGCCCACACAAACCAGAGACAAUGACGACACCUCAAGAACAGGCCAUCGCCUUCAAGAACGAGGGCAACAAGGCCUUCGCCGCCCACGACUGGCCCAAGGCCGUCGAGUUUUACGACAAGGCCAUCGAGCUCAACGAUAAGGAGCCUACUUUCUGGUCCAACAGAGCCCAGGCCCAUCUCAAGACAGAAGCAUACGGAUAUGCCAUUCGCGAUGCCACAAAAGCCAUUGAGCUCAACCCGGGCUUCGUCAAGGCCUACUACCGCCGCGCUACCGCCUACGCCGCCAUCCUGAACCCCAAGGAAGCCGUCAAGGAUUUCAAGACCUGCGUCAAGAUCGCCCCCGAUAACAAGGAUGCCAAGCUCAAGCUUGUUGAGUGCGAGAAGAUUGUGCGCCAGCUCGCCUUCUUCGCCGCUAUCGAAGUCGGCGAUGAGCUGUCCGCCGCCGAGGGUCUCGAUGUCGAUUCCAUGGCCGUGGAUGCUUCCUACGACGGCGUGCGCCUGGAAGGGAAUGAGAUGACACAGGAGUUUAUCGACGACAUGAUCGAGCGCUUCAAGCACGGCAAACUGAUCCACAAGAAAUACGUUUACAAGAUCAUUAUCGCCGUCAGGAACAUUGUGUACAACGAGCCCACCAUGGUUGAGGUGGACAUCCCCGAGGACGUGCAGUUGACAGUCUGCGGUGAUACCCACGGCCAAUACUUCGAUUUGAUGGAGCUCUUCAGGUUGAACGGCUUCCCUACCGAUAAGCACUACUACCUGUUUAACGGCGACUUCGUCGACAGAGGCUCCUGGUCGACUGAGAUUGCCCUCCUCCUUUAUGCCUACAAGUGGUUGAGGCCAAACGGUUUCUUCAUCAACCGCGGAAACCACGAGACAGACGACAUGAACAGGGUGUAUGGCUUCGAGGGCGAGUGCAAGCACAAGUACAACGAGAGAACCUACAAGCUCUUCUCUGAAAGUUUCUCGGCCCUCCCGCUCGCCACCUUGAUCGGCAAGAAGUUCCUCGUCCUCCACGGCGGUCUCUUCUCGGACGACAACGUCACACUCGACGACAUCCGCAAGCUCGACCGCCACAAGCAGAAGCAGCCCGGCCAGGCUGGUCUCAUGAUGGAGAUGCUCUGGACAGAUCCCCAGCCAUUCCCCGGUCGCGGCCCCAGCAAGCGCGGUGUCGGCAUGCAGUUCGGUCCCGACGUUACCAAGCGUUUCUGCGACAAGAACGGCUUGGAGGCCAUCAUCCGCAGUCACGAGGUGCGCAUGGACGGCUAUGAGGAGGAGCACGACGGAAAGUGCAUCACCGUCUUCUCGGCGCCCAAGUACUGCGACAUGACGGAGAACAAGGGCGCUUACAUCAACAUUGGCCCUGAUUACAAGUUGAAGUUCUCGCAAUUCGAUGCCGUGCCGCAUCCUAACAUUAAGCCCAUGGUGAGUCCCCUUAAACCCCCCUUUCACUACCGUUACUGGCCCAGGCUAACCCCUUUCUCUCUAGGCGUAUGCGCAAAGCUCCGUCAUGUCGUCGCUGAUGUAAAAGUUGGAUGUAUUUGUAUAGCACAACAGAAAAUAAAACGGCGUGAAUACCUCGGGCUGCUGUGUAGAUUGGGCAUGUUUUGCAGGGAGCAUGUUUCUGUUUUGGCUUUUGAUUGCAUGUGAUUAGGCGUCGCGCGCAGGAGUAUCGGGGGCAUGGUGCUAGGGUUCUUGUCUUGA
Neurospora tetraspora is the source of this 2070-nucleotide messenger RNA. Its product is annotated as serine/threonine-protein phosphatase 5. Lineage: Eukaryota; Fungi; Ascomycota; Sordariomycetes; Sordariales; Sordariaceae. The transcript is spliced from 5 exons. The record is from RefSeq and is a predicted model, not a curated record. Bases 391 to 2016 code for a protein of 541 amino acids. Gene Ontology annotation, molecular function: protein binding; hydrolase activity.